CGUUAACAAACGCUGCGGUGCUCGCUAUCCCGGACUUUGUGGAAGCGCUUGGCACAUGGUUAGACCUUGGAUCAAUGUGGGCUCUUUUUCGAUGCGUGCGGGUGUGCGCGCAGACCCCAGAUGAGCCAAGCUGGAAAAAACCGGUACUGCAGGCUCCCAUAGACGGUUCUGAGGAUCGAUUGUGCUGGGCACCAAGAGCCCCCAGGGUCCGCCGCAGGCAAUCGGAUGCGUGUUUACCAAGAAAGCUCUAUCUCCAGCCUUUUUCCUGUGUUGCAGAGGAUAUUCGCGAUAUAUCUGGAAGAUGGCACAUCCACUCUUUCAGAUGCGAACGCAUUCAGAUACGGAUGCUCGCUUGACUGUUUGCAGCUUUGGGGCAUUUGGAUGUGCGUCCUAUUGCAUCCGACAUAUGU
Molecule: messenger RNA, 410 nt
Organism: Linderina pennispora
Lineage: Eukaryota; Fungi; Kickxellomycota; Kickxellomycetes; Kickxellales; Kickxellaceae
Exons: 1
Coding region: 75-356 (93 amino acids)
Source: RefSeq, a predicted model, not a curated record